CCUCCAGAAGCUGUUUCACCGUGGGAUGGCUGCCUUGUGAGGUGGUGAUCACCCCAUCAUUGGGGGGUGCAAAGCAAGGGUGGUAGAUGGGCUUUUUCUCUUGGCUGUGGGAUUGCCCCAGGUAGACACCAUCCGUUCAACAAUGAAGCAAAUUUAGAAUGCUAGCAUAAAUAAUAGUUCCUUUGGGUCCUACGAAUUCAUGACAUUGGUAUAGGAUUGGGAAGCUUCCUGGGACCCCACCAAAACAUGCAGAGAUGGUUAACACAGCUUUGGAUUUCCUAAUGAUAGCAAGUCAUUUCUGCCUUGUGUUUCUACUCCCAGGUGUGGGGAAGACAGUCCGCUGAUGCCUGGAGAAAGCACAGUGUGACUGCCCUUUGGGGUGUGUGGUUUCCAGGUAACCUGUUGCACUCUCUUUGGGCUUUGUCUCCUGCCAUCCUAACCUGGAUGCCGGCUGCGCAGUUGAGUCCCGUUCAGCUAAACUCCGUGGAGAUACAGAAAGGAUUUCAGGUCCCCAGCACUGAUCCUGUUGUGAUUUGCCAUCAAGUUUCAGUUCCUGCAGUUUGGUCAAGAAAUCUGAGGCUUUCAUUAGCGGCCAGUGGGAUCAGGUUGUGGACACAUAUUGUAACAAAUCCAGCAUUUUGUUCCCAGCAGAUGCUGAUGCUCUGUUGCUGCUGGUCAAGGACCACACUUUGAGAACUGCUGCCUAGUUGGAUCCUGGACACUAAGGCCCUCUCUCAGCUCCUGUGCCUGCUGCCGUGGCCUUGGUGGCACCCUCCCUCGGUGGGCAGCCCAGGGCUUCCUCAGCCCAUGCAGUCCCCGGCUACCCCUGCUGAAGGCCUCAGUGGCUCCCUCUUUGGGGCCUACCCCCUGCCUACCUUCAAGUUCCAGCCUCGCUCUGAGAGCGUGGACUGGAGGCGCAUUAGCGCCCUGGAUGUGGACCGUGUGGCGCGGGAGCUGGACGUGGCUGCCCUGCAGGAGAACAUCACCGGGGUGACCUUCUGCAAUUUGGACCGGGAGGCAUGCAGCCGCUGUGGGCAUCCUGUGGACCCGGUGCUGCUCAAGGUGCUGCGCUUGGCCCAGCUCAUCAUCGAGUACCUGCUGCACUGCCAGGAUUGCUUGAGCACUAGUGUCGCCCAGCUGGAGGCCCGGCUGCAGGCCAGCCUGGGCCAGCAGCAGCGUGGCCAGCAGGAGUUGGGGCGCCAGGCUGACGAGCUCAGGGGUGUGAGAGAGGAGAGCCGACGGCGUCGCAAGAUGAUUGGCACCUUGCAGCAGCUGCUCCUGCAGACGGGGGCCCACAGCUACCACGCGUGCCACCUGUGUGACAAGACGUUCAUGAAUGCCACCUUCCUCCGGGGCCACAUCCAACGCAGGCACACGGGCACAGCGGAAGGCGAGAAGCAGAAGAAACAGGAACAGCCAGUGGAGGAGGUGUUGGAAGAGCUGCGGGCCAAGCUAAAAUGGACCCAAGGGGAGCUGGAAGCGCAGAGGGAGGCGGAGAGGCAGCGGCAGCUGCAGGAAGCAGAGAUCACCCGUCAGAAGGAAAUAGAAGCUAAGAAAGAAUUUGAUGAAUGGAAAGAAAAAGAGCGGGUCAAGCUCUAUGAGGAAAUAGACAAGCUAAAAAAAUUAUUUUGGGAUGAAUUUAAAAGUGUUGCCAACCAUAACUCUGCACUAGAAGAGAAACUGCAGGUGCUGCAGUCCCACAGUGUGGUGGAGUCCAAUCUCGGGUCACUGCGGGAUGAGGAGUCUGAGGAGCGACUCAGGCAGACUCAGGAGCUCCAGGUCCUGAGGGAGAAGAUGGACGUUCAGAAGGCAGAAUGGAAGAGAAAAAUGAAGGAACUUCAGGGAAAGCAUGCGGCUCAGAAGCAAGAGCUGCAGGAGCAGAACGAGAUGCUCCGGGCCUCCCUGUCUCAGGAUCAGAGGAAAGCAGCUGCCCGGUCCCAGCGCCAGAUCAGUGCUCUCCGCGCCCAGCUCCAGGAACAAGCCAGGCUCAUUGCCUCCCAGGAGGAGAUGAUCCAGACCAUGUCUCUCAGGAAGGAGGAGGGGACCUGUGAGGGCCUGAAGGAUGUGGUCACAGAAGAAGACUCUUCUGAGGAAGAUCUGGAGGACUCCCGAGACGGACAACAGAAUGUGCUGGCUGCUCUGAGGCGAAACUCCACCCUGCUGAAGCAGUUCAGGCCAAUCUUGGAGGACACCCUGGAAGAGAAACUGGAAAGCAUGGGGAUAAAGAGAGAUGCAAAGGGAAUCUCCAUUCAAACUCUCAGACACCUUGAGUCCCUCCUGAGAGCCCAGAGGGAGCAGAAGGCACGGAGGUUUUCUGAAUUUCUGAGUCUGAGGGAAAAGCUUGUCAAGGAAGCCACCAGCAGAGUGAAGGAGGGACAGAGGAAGAGGGCAUCAGCGUCCCAGCCAGACACCAAGGCUCCAGUCAAAAGCCAGCAGAACCCAUUGGUCAUCAAAGAGGCACAGGCGAAGUCCAGGAACCUGCAUGUGGCGUUGCCAUCCAAACCAGCAGAGCCUCCCACGACGACUCUUCAGAGCCGCGGCAGCCAUGGCCCCGGCCUGGCCCACAUGCCCACCCCCACUCCACGGCCCAGAGCACAUGGAUGCUCUGGCACCCCUGUUUCCCCAGGGCCUGGGCUGAGUACUCCCCCAUUCAGUUCUGAAGAGGACUCGGAGGAGGGAAAUUCGGUGCAGCGGACAUCCCUCCAGCCCCCACGAGGUCCCUCCAGGAUGGGGUCCCGGCCAGAGGAUGACUGGGACUGGUCUGACACCGAGACCUCAGAGGGGAGUGCCCAGCCUCCUAACAAGGGCUCAGGCGGCCUGACUUCCUCAGGAACACUAGUACAGUCGCUGGUCAAAAACCUUGAGAAACAGCUGGAAGCUCCAGUGAAGAAGCCCUCUGGAGGGGUCAGUCUGUUCUUACUGCCUAACACUGGGCCCCAGAGGGCUGCCGUGCCGGGAAACAAGCCUCAGCUUUCUGAUGCUGAGAGUGACUUGGAGAUUUCUUCCUUGGAAGAGCUCCCCCAGGACCUGGGCCAGAGAGAAAAACCGAAGCCCCUGUCUCGCUCAAAGCCACCUGAGAAGUCUGAUGCCAGCCCUUGGAGCCCUGGCCGACCCAGGGUCCCUGGAUGGUGAUCCUGCCCCAGAGGUGGGCUCCCUGAACAGAAGAGGCUGCUAGCCUCUUGUCUUCACCAGUAACCAAGAGAUCUCCUUUGGAAAGAAGCAGAGCAGAAGUUGGAUAUAAUUUCUUCCCUCCCACCUGUCCUGCUCCCGAGCACCAGGGGUGCUUGGUGCCCCUGGGUCCCAAGGCUUGAGAAAGGGUUAUAAUGGGUUAUAAAGGGCUAUAAUGAGCAGUCUCCUUUCCCACCUCCGUGUUCACUCUGGCCUGAAGGAGCCCCUUGAUCUUUAUUUGCUGGCAUUUUGUGAAUAUGUGGGAACAGUGUGUAGAUGAGUCUUAACCCUGCAUGGUGUCUUUGUGGGGACACAUGCCUCAGUCAGUCAUUCAGUGACUGAUCUAAAGUCAGUUACUGAGUGCUUGCUCUGUGCCAGGCCCUUCAGCCUCUCCCUGCUGAAUUGGGGUGCUGGCAGAGGUGACUGGGGUAGAAUUACAGGGUGCUAAACUAGUGACAGAGCUUAGGGUGCUAUGGUAGUAGAGCCCGAGCCAGCCAGUGCUGUAAGGGGCGGUCCUGGAGAGGGUCUCAGAGCUGAUGUCUGGCUGUGCUUGUGCAGUGGUAGGAGGGAAGGAAAGCCACCUGGAUGGGACCCCAUGCUCAAAGGACCACAAAUUUAAUUUUUGAUAUUAUCUCCAAAAUUAAGUUAUCUAUGCAACCACUGUAUUUUUUUUAACGUGAAGAGCUUAAUUUAUUAUAUGUGAACAUUUAAAUAACACAAUGGUUACAA
Molecule: messenger RNA, 3897 nt
Organism: Lontra canadensis (Northern American river otter)
Lineage: Eukaryota; Metazoa; Chordata; Mammalia; Carnivora; Mustelidae
Gene: DZIP1L
Product: DAZ interacting zinc finger protein 1 like
Exons: 18
Coding region: 808-3132 (774 amino acids)
Biological process (GO): cilium assembly
Cellular component (GO): cytoplasm; ciliary basal body
Source: RefSeq, a predicted model, not a curated record